AUGGCCUACGUCGUCAGAACAGAGUCGGAAAUGGAGCUGGAAAGGUAUCGGCAAGCAAUGGUUCAUUAUAGAUCCAUACCACAGAAAUGUUUCAACUCCUCGUAUGAAAUCCCCGAACUUCUGAGAACACUCGAAGCUGAAGAGUUGGGUGGAGGGAGGCAGCGUGACGAGCCGAAACCACCCCGUGAAAAUCCUAGCGACGCCCGGUCCUCAGCUCCAACAGCUCCAGAAUCGUGGAAGGACGAAAUGACAGACACUACAUUAGAAGGCCCUUUGCCAGUCGCCUUCGAAAAAGCACUUAACGAGCUUCGCGUUGUCCCUCUUGCCAAUGUUAACAUUGUGCUGGUAUCCGCGUACUAUAGGUCCGGUUCUUCAUUUUUUGGUGAACUUCUUUCAUCUGGGCCCAGGACGUUCUUCCACUACGAGCCUCUGCAGAUCUUCUCCAAACCUGGCCGGCUGCGUGCUGGCCGAGAACGGCACGCGUUCCAACUUCUCGACCAGCUUGUCCGGUGCCGAAUGCAAAACGUGCCACUUUACACCGCCUGGCUGGAAAGCAGGCAGUCCUACAAGCACAACUUGUUCUUAGCCAACCUUUGUGGAGACAGAACAUCAUGCUCGUGUCCAAGCCACGUGUCUGCGUUAUGCUCUCGAGCACAAACACAAGUUUUCAAGUUCACCAGGCUCUAUAUCUCUCAGGUAGCGACUUGGAUCGAGCGGAACACGGCCUUCGCCCGCAACACAAGAGUGGUGCACCUAAUCCGAGAUCCGCGUGGUAUCUACGCCUCGCGCAAAGCACGGGAAUGGUGUGCGAAACACGAGGAGUGUGGAACCCCCGAAGCUCUGUGCAGCGACAUGCGCAAAGAUAUCGAAGACUUCAAAAAGCUCACUGAAAAGCUCUCGUCCAGUCGAACUGUCACGGUCCGCUUUGAAGAUUUAGCCCGCAACCCCUACAAAGAAACUACGCGGCUCUUUUCCCGCCUAGGACUCAAGUAUGGGGGUUCGGUGGUCUCGUACCUACAGAACCACACAGUGGCAACCGAAGAGGACAAGAGAAACCCGCGUUCCACGAGAAGAAACACGAGCACAGUCAUUGACAGCUGGAAGAGAAACCUCUCUGCAAAGAUAAUUGGCAAAAUAGAAAGCGCGUGUGGUGACGUCAUGCGAACGUUCGGCUAUGAACCACUGUACCUCGACGUUACUGGUAGUGGUCAGAACUAAAUAGAACAAACAUCACUUGACCUAAGGAAGACGACGUAAGGUUCGCACUCUCACGUGUCUGAAAAGUCUAGUGUGUCCAUGCCAAGUCUCCUAAUGUGCAUAGAACUGGAAUUUUCGUCUUCUGUGAUAUGGACCGAGUACCUUGAACCAGCUUAAUUUAUUGAUUAGGUUCAUUGAUGGAGCAAUAUUGGUAACAAAUAUGUCACCACCGGGAUACUCCGCAAGUGUAGAUUGUAUAACAAAUGAAGCACUUAUGUGUGGA
This is a messenger RNA of Dermacentor andersoni, 1480 nucleotides long. Its product is annotated as carbohydrate sulfotransferase 4-like. The record is from RefSeq and is a predicted model, not a curated record. Lineage: Eukaryota; Metazoa; Arthropoda; Arachnida; Ixodida; Ixodidae. Gene Ontology annotation, biological process: sulfur compound metabolic process; N-acetylglucosamine metabolic process. Gene Ontology annotation, molecular function: N-acetylglucosamine 6-O-sulfotransferase activity.